Molecule: messenger RNA, 1497 nt
Organism: Nicotiana attenuata
Lineage: Eukaryota; Viridiplantae; Streptophyta; Magnoliopsida; Solanales; Solanaceae
Product: chlorophyll(ide) b reductase NOL, chloroplastic
Exons: 14
Coding region: 104-1228 (374 amino acids)
Molecular function (GO): oxidoreductase activity
Source: RefSeq, a predicted model, not a curated record
GUUGUUGUUAUCAGCAGCACCAACGGUCCGUAUCCUAUCUUCCCCCUGCUACCUCUUUUUCUUCCUUAUCUCAGCCAAACAAGAAAGAAAAAUAAAAAUAAAAAUGGCUGAAAUGAGUGUACCCAUUACUUCAAUUCAAUUCUUUCCUAAAUCAGCACUCUGCUCCCUCUCAACCAGAAAAUUUAACCCUCACGACUUGUGGGUUGGUUCAGCAAUUGUAUCUCCCAGCCCUAAGUUUUGCUUAAAGUCCAAGUACAAUUCACUUCCUUUCUGUGCUGCUGCUGUGAAGGCUGCUUCUUCUUCAGAAAAAACUCAAACGGAGCCCAUGAUCCCUCCUUACAAUGUCUUAAUUACAGGUGGUUCCAAAGGAAUAGGCUAUGCAUUAGCUAAAGAAUUUCUCAAGGCGGGUGAUAAUGUCAUCAUUUGCUCCAGAUCAGAUGAAAGAGUUGUAUCUGCUCUUGACAGAUUAAGAGUUGAAACGGGGAAGCAGCAUGUGUGGGGCACCAGGUGUGAUGUUAAAGAGGGAGAAGACGUGAAGAACUUAGCUGCCUUUGCGAAGCAAAAGCUUAAAUACAUUGACAUAUGGAUCAAUAAUGCAGGAUCAAAUGCAUAUAGCUUCAAACCCCUGGCAGAAGCUUCUGAUGAAGAUCUAAUUCAAGUUGUCACUACAAAUACUCUUGGUUUGAUGAUAUGUUGUCGUGAGGCUAUAAACUUGAUGCAGAAUCAGCCUCGAGGAGGUCAUAUUUUUAAUAUUGAUGGGGCUGGUUCAGAUGGAAGACCAACCCCCAGAUUUGCUGCAUAUGGAGCGACAAAGCGCAGUGUUGUGCACUUAACCAAAUCAUUGCAGUUGGAAGACUUGAAUGCUGGCUGGCCUUCAUCCUUCUUAGAUGCGUCUCUAUGUAGCAAAAGCAGGAUAGCUGCAAAAGCAGAAUUGGAAAUGCAAGAUGUUAAAAAUGUUAUAGUGCAUAAUCUAUCGCCUGGGAUGGUCACAACUGAUCUUUUAAUGUCUGGUGCCAACACGAAGCAGGCCAAGUUCUUCAUUAACGUUUUGGCAGAGCCAGCAGAUGUGGUUGCAGAGUAUUUAGUCCCAAACAUUAGAUCAAUUCCGACCAAUGGAUCAAGAAAGCCUACUUACAUACGUUUCCUCACAGGAUUGAAAGCAUAUUCCCAAAUAUUUUCAAGGAUUGCAUUUGGUGCUAGAAGGAAUCGGUAUGUUCUUGAAGAUUGAUGAAUCGACGGGUCCAAAUGGAUGAUUGGGGUUCAAAUUUAUCUCUCAUCUUUUUGCUCACAACUUGUGUAUAUCAUUGGAAGCCUUACCAUUUUUGACGAGGACAAAGCCAUGUAAGAGGUUGGGAUAGAAUGAGCUUAUGCUUAAAAGAGUGUCUGUAUCUUACUUCUUAUUGACCUAUUUAGAUAAACAAUCAAAAGGAAAUUUUCUUUUCACUACAAAUUCUUUUUAUAUGUUCUAAAUUAAUUUUAAUACUAAAAUUGUGAUUA